This is a messenger RNA of Punica granatum (pomegranate), 1422 nucleotides long. NCBI's taxonomy places the organism in Eukaryota, Viridiplantae, Streptophyta, Magnoliopsida, Myrtales, Lythraceae. The record is from RefSeq and is a predicted model, not a curated record.
AUGGAAGAAAAGGGCAUGUUAUGCUUGUACUGCUCAAAAGUUCUCUCCGGUGGCGGUAUAAAUCGGUUUAAACAAUAUUUGGCGGGAUUAAAAGGGAAUGCAAAGGCAUGUCGGAAGGUACCAGAUACUAUUCGAUAUGCAAAGCAGGAACAUCAAGUUGCAGGCAUAAUGGAAAAGAAAAAGAAGCGUGAUAUGUUAGAUGAGCAAAAUCCAUACUCUCCACAUUAUAGAGCUCAUGAGGAGGAUAUGUUUGCACCCUCCGAGCAUGAUGAUGAGAUAGAAGAAAUUGCACCUCUUCAUUCAAAAGUAAAAGGGAAGGCAACUCAAACUACUCAAUUAAAAGCAGCGCUGCCAAACAAGAUGAAAAUUAAUUCGUACUUCCAACCGAGAACAAUACCGGGAGCUCAAAGGACACUCAAGAGUGUUUUGCAAAGCAAAGAAGUCACCGAGAAGUGUGAUCUUGCCAUUUCUAAGUGGAUGCUUGCCACAAGUAUACCGUUUAAUACGGUUAAUUCUCCUUAUUACCAGCAAGCAAUCGAUGCCAUUGCUAGCAUGGGGGCAAGUUAUAAAGGUCCGAGCUUUCAUGAUCUUCGAGGAUACUUAUUGACAAAAAAUGUUGAGGAGGGGACUGUUUUCUUGAAGUCUGUCGAUGCUUCAGAUGCUUCGAAGACGGAGGAAAUGCUUUACAAAUUAUUUAGAGAGGUGGUCUUAUUUGUCGAUCAAGAGAAUAUUGUUCACUUUGUGACAGACAAUGCCGCUAACUACAUGGCUGCUAGUCACUUGUUGGAGCAGGAGUUCAAGACGAUAUUUUGGUCUCCUUGUGCGGCUCACUGCAUUAAUUUAAUUCUCAGUGAUAUUGGUAAGUUGGAUGAGGUGAAUGAUAUUAUGACUCAUGCUGUGAAGAUUACUAAGUAUAUCUAUAAUCAUUGCUUUGCAUUGAAUAUGAUGAGAAAAUUUACUGGUGGACAAGAAAUUCUUUGCCCUGCUCCAACUCUUUUUGCCACUAAUUUCGUUGCAUUGCAAGGUAUUUUGGCACAACAAAAUGCACUGAGGGCUAUGGUAACAUCUAGUGAGUGGACUAGUUCAAUCCAUGCAAAGGAAAAUAAAGCAAAAGAAUUUGUGAAAUUGUUAUUUGUGGAGACAUUUUGGUCUGAAUGUGCGACCAUAGUGCAUAUUAGUGAACCUCUUGUUCGUGUGUUAUGUAUUAUUGAUAGUGAUGAAAGGCCUGCUAUGGGAUAUCUGCUUGAAGCAAUGUACAAAGUUAAGGAAGAGAUGUUGAAAAGAUUCAAUAGAAGAAAGAAGAAGAUUGAGCCAUAUAUUAACAUUCUUGAUGCUCGAUGGGAUAGGCAACUGCACAAGAACUUGUAUGCUGCUGGGUAUUGGUUGAAGCCUAAAUAUCAAUAUGACUUGACCGAGAUAUAG